Molecule: messenger RNA, 475 nt
Organism: Entrophospora candida
Lineage: Eukaryota; Fungi; Glomeromycota; Glomeromycetes; Entrophosporales; Entrophosporaceae
Source: the annotation of a GenBank genome assembly
GAGUCCAAGUGUUCAUAAUAAGCAAUUAGUUGAAGUCACUACAAAACAAAACUUUGUUAAAAUUCCAUCAAAAUCUAUAUCAACUACUACUACUAAAACCACCAAUAAGAAUUCAACAACAACAAUAGUUGUCGAUUCAAUUAAAAAUUCGGUUAUCAAAGAUAUUAAACAAGAUGAACAAGAAAUAGUCGAAGUUCCAAUCUCGGAACCAUUUAACUCAUUUUUAAAUCUUAACACUCACGACACCAUCACGCCUUCAAAUAUCAACAUGUACACUUGUCCAAAUUGUCAUACACCAAAUUCAGUCAAUGAUGUUAAAAAUGAUGAUAAUAAUUCAGUUAAUGGUGAUUUUUAUACUUGUUUAUCUCAUGGAAAUUAUGGUUGUGGAUGGGAAGGUGAACAUCUACCAAAUGAAGAAAAUAUAGCAAAGCAUGUAUUUUCAAUUAUUGGAUUUAAACCAUUAAUAAUUAAUUAA